Molecule: messenger RNA, 2126 nt
Organism: Cyclopterus lumpus (lumpfish)
Lineage: Eukaryota; Metazoa; Chordata; Actinopteri; Perciformes; Cyclopteridae
Product: retinol dehydrogenase 13-like
Exons: 7
Coding region: 188-1177 (329 amino acids)
Source: RefSeq, a predicted model, not a curated record
GGGAGUUGUCUUUAGCAAGAACAAACUCGCCUUUUCAUACAGUUUGACAGCAUUUGAUGUGUUAUUAUCUAAAGAGGAGUGUGGUGUUAUUCUAAAUAAGACAGUGUUUACUAUACAUUGGUGAUACUAUUUCUACUGAAGCUUCCACAUAUUUAAGCUGGUUAAUUAAUUAUUAACUGGCUAAAAUAUGCAAAACUACGCAGAGACAAUCAGGCACUUAUUAAAGAGGCACGCGACCGGUCUCGCCGUUGCUUGUGUUGCAGGAGCAGGCAUACUGGCCUUGCGCAGGUGGCUGGCUGGGGGAGUGUGUCGGAGCAAGGUCAGACUAGAUGGGAAAACAGUCCUGAUCACAGGAGCCAACACUGGCAUUGGCAAGGAGACGGCCCUGGAUAUGGCCAAGCGAGGAGCCAGAGUGAUCCUAGCCUGCAGAGACAUGACCAGAGCCUGCAUUGCGGCUGAAGAGAUCCGGCAGCAGAGUGGAAACGGCAACGUGGUGGUAAAGAAACUGGACCUCGCCUCCCUGCAGUCUGUCAGGGACCUGGCCAAAGAUGUCGAGGAGAACGAGGGACGUCUGGACAUCCUCAUCAACAACGCAGGUAUCAUGAUGUGUCCUAAGUGGAAGACUGAUGAUGGCUUUGAAAUGCAGUUUGGUGUCAACCAUUUGGGACAUUUUCUCCUCACCAACUGUCUUCUUAACCUGCUGAAGAAGUCGACUCCAAGUCGCAUCGUCAUCGUCUCCAGUCUGGCCCACGAGAAAGGCAGCAUCGACUUUGAUGACAUCCACCUUGAUGUAGACUACCAGCGCGAGACAAGCUACAGGCAAAGCAAGCUGGCCAAUGUGCUCUUCUGCAAAGAACUGGCCUCCAGACUGCAAGGCACUGGUGUGACAGUGUACAGUCUUCACCCUGGUGUCAUCCGCACCGAGUUAGGCCGCCACUUGUUGCCUACUUUAGCUCUGUGGCAGAGGAUCCUAGUCACGCCAAUCAUGAUGCUGAUCAAAAGUCCCUCCGCUGGAGCUCAGACCAGCAUCUACUGUGCUGUCGACGAAAGCCAGGCAAACGCCAGCGGCCUCUACUACAGUGACUGUGCCCCCAAAAAGCCGGCACCACAGGCCCUGGAUGACGCUGCGGCCAAGAAGCUGUGGGACCUCAGUGCUUCCAUGGUCGGGCUGGCGUAAACACAACAGCCUGCUCCUUCUGCUGGAGUCAGCUUCCCUGUUUACACGGGUGAAUUUACCACGAUAAAUGUUAGUUGUAUCUAAUAGGUAUGGGUAUUGCAUUAAUAAUGAUUUGACCUCUUCUGGGUCUGAAAGAUUUGCUGCCCAAGUUUUGCACUAUUUAAUCUCAGACUCCAGUCAGUUGUGUGGAUAUUACAUUAUUAUAUUGAGCUCUAUUGUAUAUCUGUGUCCUUAUCAAAUUGAGACAAUGCUUGCAUUUUAAUGGACCAUUUAGGCUGAUUGUCUGUCUGUAUGCAUUUGUGGGCGGCUGUGGCUCAGGAGGAAGAGUGGGUUGUCUUUUUAUUACCAGGCUGAUGGUUCGAUCCCUGGCUCCCCCUGUUUGCAUCUCAAAGUGAGCAAGACACUGAACCCCAAGUUGCUCCUGAUGAGCAGGCCAGCGCCUUGUUUGCAGCUCCAUUAUCAUCCGUGGGUGAAUGGGUCCAUAAGUGGCUUUGUCCGGUGAAGUAGAAAGGAGCUAUAUAAACGCAGUCCAUUUCAAUAAGCAAUUCUUUUAUUUUAUUUUUAUUUGGAAUACUAAAAUGUCUACUUUUCCAAGGUAAUUUAAAUAAUUCAAACUGUUUCUUUUAUUCAUUACAACAAUCGACAACAUACAGUAAAAUGAUCGUAUAGUAUUUUUUAAUUAAUUCUGUAUAUCAAAUUAAAAACAUGUAAAGCAAUACUAUAUUUUCCGAAGAACUACAAGGAAAGGUAGAUGACAGUGUACCGCUUCAACCUAGGCUGCCGUUGGAGUAGUGAUGAAGUGUUGCAUGAAGGCAGAGGUGAAGAAAUUCUUGCUCUUCAGAAGAGAGAGGGUCCUCCACCAGGUGUAGAGAGGGAGGGGAGAGCAGUUAGGAAGCAGCCAGUAGCUCCUGAAGACUCGUCAGCUUGUGUGUGUGUGUGUGUGUGUGUG